AUGACUGAGCUACUGGCGGUCGAAUUUCGUCAGUGGGUACAGGUCAACGCCAGGACUGGUUUCAACGGCCUCGACGAAGAGAAGAAGUAUGUGUCUGGCACUCAGCUCAAGAACUACUGGUCGCGGAAAGCCCUCUACGAGAUCAUAAACACUGUCGAUCCCCCCCUCUCAGUGUCAGUUGAUACUAUCAGAGACAUGUGUCUUCAUAUAUUUUCUGUUCUAGUCUUCAUCGGAAAAUUAGGCAAUAUUAGCCUCUUCCUCGAGCUCGGAAUUAAUGACAGCAGCCUACCGUUGGGAGGUCUCCCUGACCAAUGGAAUGGCUGUCUUGACGAUUUCCUGGCCAAGCAGUGGCAAUUCUGUCCAUGGGUGUUCCCUAGGCUGGGAAGCGACAGGCGAAAACUCAAGAAGCAGCAAAUAUUACCAAUUCAAUAUAAGGGCCCUGUGGUGAGAGAAGGCUGGAAUUCGCCUGCAGCAGGGAUACAAGUAGUCAAUAUAGAUGACGAUUAUUGUCAAUCUGUUCCGAGAGAAGUUGUUUUCAAGAUCUAUAAAGGCGUCGAUACAAGACACCUCUAUAGGAGAGAAGCCGAAGUGUACACAAGACUUGGAAUAUUCAACGAGGGUAUCACAAACUGCUAUGGCUCUUUCGAGUAUCCAGAAACCAAUAAGCGAAUUAUUAUUCUGGAAUAUGCCCGUGAAGGCUCUCUGCUUGACUUCUUCAAGAGGACACGCCCAGGCAAUUCUAGGGAUUUAGAAUUGCUUUGGGACCGCUUGUUGCUGCUACUAGAUGGCCUUUACAAGCUUCACAAUCCAGACAAAAAUGAUUCUAGAUCUGUUUCUGGGAUCCACCAUGAUAUCCAACCAGCGAAUAUUUUGGUAUUCCGAGAAGAGGGGGCCUCUAACUAUGACGUCUCAUUCAAGCUUGCGGACUUUGGACUAGCUGAAAUUGUGAGAAAUGGUGGCGAGGGCGUCACGGUGCCUAUAGAUAAUGAAGGGAAUCGGAUGUAUUCGGCCCCUGAGGCUUACUCCAACUUCGAGAUACAAAGAGAAGUCAGACCUCACCUUAACUCGGUUGUGGACUUAUGGUCCCUCGGGGCCGUUUACAGCGACUUUCUCGUCUGGUCCAUAGGAGGGAGCGAGUGUCAAGAGAGAUAUCGUAUAAAGAGAAAGGAUGCAAUUGCAAAGCUUCCCGAAAUUGCAGAAGCCGGUUUCGAUGCAUGCUUCCACGACGGACGCAAAGUACUUCCCGCAGUUCAAGAUUUUCACACGGAGAUUCUCAAAGACAUAGUUGGUGGAGACUCCAUCUCCCGCUGCAUGAGCAAGUUUAUUCUAAAGUACUUGCUGGUGGAAGCUCCAAGACGACUAAUGGCGAUGCAAGCGAAGGCACAGGCCAUAAACAUGAUCGAUGACGCAAGCCGGAAGUCAGGCCCCAUGCCGCAGCGGUCAAUAACUCCUGAAACCCCCCCUCCUAUAAGCAACAGACUGAGCGUUUACAAUGGUGAGAGGAAAGUAUCAGUAUUAGAGGUUUAUGAGGCACUGAAGACAAAGAGAAAAUGGAAACAAUUUAUGAGACAUAAGAGUCAACCCUCCGAUGCUGGGAUGAGUAUUCCAGGUAUGCAGAACGCUCGGAACCAAAUUGAUCGUCAUGGUGGACGAGAUCAGAUAUUGGUAAUAGAUGAUUCUGAGUCAAUGCGACUACAUAAGAGAAACGUUGCAGAGACUGCCAGAGUUAUUAGUUACUCAGUCAAAGUAUCUGACAAAGACGGUAUGGAUCUUUAUUUUGCCUCUGAGUCCUGUCAUCCCCAAAAGUGCGAAAACAGUUCAGAGGUCGAGGCCAAGAUCAGGAACAAAUCACCAGUCAGUGGAUGGUGUGACAUGAAGAAGUGCUUGGGAGACGUGAUGGAACGAGUGAAGGAAAACGGCACGAAACCUACAGGCAUUUAUAUUUUCACUGAUGGCAUAUGGGACCCAGAACAUGAGCCCGAAGUGACCGAUGUCAUUCACGAAUCCAUCAAUCUUCUAAUCGAGAAGAACGGCAAGCCAGCAGACCUGAUGUUCCAAUUCAUCCAAUUUGGUCGUAACGAUAUUGGGUCGAAGCGGCUUAAGUUUCUUGACGAUCGUUGCAAAAGGACACACAGAGGGGUAGAAUACGAUAUUGUUGACACCAAACACUGCGAUGACCACGUCCCUAAGAUUAUCAUAGGCAGUAUUUCUAAGCAUAAUGACGAUGACGACUAA
This is a messenger RNA of Fusarium verticillioides 7600, 2235 nucleotides long. RefSeq names its product serine/threonine protein kinase. NCBI's taxonomy places the organism in Eukaryota, Fungi, Ascomycota, Sordariomycetes, Hypocreales, Nectriaceae. Bases 1 to 2235 code for a protein of 744 amino acids. Gene Ontology annotation, biological process: peptidyl-serine phosphorylation; peptidyl-threonine phosphorylation. Gene Ontology annotation, molecular function: protein serine/threonine kinase activity; ATP binding. The record is from RefSeq and is a predicted model, not a curated record. The transcript is spliced from 6 exons.